ACCUGAAUCAUUAACGCCGCAAGUGUGCAAAACUGAAUCGGUGACAUAUCCGCUUCCGAUUAAACGUCCCUGAAUGUGCUCCGUUUGCGGAACUUUUUUUCUCGGUUAGAACGAGAGAGAGAAAGUUUCAGCGACGGAAAAUUUUUGGCAUAGUACAGAGCACGUUAUGGCUUCUCCAGCUCGUUGGAAUCACGUUUGGAUUGGUGCCGAGACUGGUAUUUUAAAGGGUGUGAACCUUCACAAAAAACAGACCACCAAUUAUGCCGAAUUGACCACAUUGAGCAGAGACCAGGAGGUUUGUGCUAUGUGCUGGGGUGAUGACCAAGAAUCAGAGGUACUUGUUGGGUGUUUAAAUGGAACUGUGAAGACAUUCAGCACAGAGAAAGGGAAAUUCACAGAGUUUCAAGACUGCUCUGGUGGGGAGGGCCCAUUCCAGGGACUUGCCAUGUAUGACAGUUCCUUAGUGACAUGCGUAGAAUCCGGACUUUUGAAAGUGUGGAAAGAAGGAUCGCCAGAUAAUGUUGAGAUUAAUGUUGGACGUGAUGUUUGUAAAAUGCGUCAGAACCCUACAAAACGAGAAUAUAUGGCAACUGGAGGAAAAGAAAAUGAUUUAAAAAUAUGGGAUCUUCAGAGACCAGAAAUCCCAAUCUUCAAAGCUAAAAAUGUGCGAGUUUAUGAUCCUAGUUCACCUCAACGCCGUCCUGUAUUGGAAGCAACAUUUGAAGAGUAUCCACUCACAGCUGUUUCCUUAACUUCUGAUGCAAAUUACGUAGUGGUUGGAAAUACACAUGGGCAAAUAGCAGUCAUUGAUCUCAGAAAGGGUAAAUUGGUGAAGUGCUUUAAAGGAUUUGCAGGCAGUAUCCGGAGCAUACAGUGUCACUCCUCCCUCCCUUUGGUAGCAUCCUGCGGCUUGGACCGUUUCCUAAGGAUUCAUAACAUCGAUGACAAAUCACUUCAACACAAGGUUUACCUGAAGUCUAGGUUGAACUGUCUUCUAUUCACCAGUCGGGAAAACUGGGAGAAAGAAGACAUAGUGAUAUCUGCAGAUUGUGCUGAAGAAAUAAAAGAGGAAGAUGAUGAAAUCUGGGAUACAAUGAAGACUGUUGUAGACAAAAACAAAACUAAAAGAAAGACUGAACAUCAAAAAACUGAGACGACUAUUAAAAAGAAGCUGAAAAAAAUUAAGCAUAAUUAAUAUCUGAAACUUGAUUUUAUGAAUAAUGUGUUUUACUACAGUUGGUUGUUUAAUUGAGAACAAAUAAAAUAUAUAUAUAUUUGUA
Messenger RNA from Protopterus annectens (West African lungfish), 1280 nucleotides. RefSeq names its product WD repeat domain 74 (gene WDR74). Gene Ontology annotation, molecular function: protein binding. Gene Ontology annotation, cellular component: preribosome, large subunit precursor; nucleolus. The record is from RefSeq and is a predicted model, not a curated record. Gene Ontology annotation, biological process: ribosomal large subunit biogenesis. Lineage: Eukaryota; Metazoa; Chordata; Ceratodontiformes; Protopteridae.